This is a messenger RNA of Lasiosphaeria miniovina, 174 nucleotides long. RefSeq lists its product as uncharacterized. The transcript has a single exon. The annotation marks the transcript as partial. NCBI's taxonomy places the organism in Eukaryota, Fungi, Ascomycota, Sordariomycetes, Sordariales, Lasiosphaeriaceae. The record is from RefSeq and is a predicted model, not a curated record.
CCGCAGUGCGCGCUGUCGUGCAUCGAGGACGCGCGCACCCAGUCGACCGACUGCUCCUACGGCGACCUCAACUGCCUCUGCACGGGCGAGAACGGCGCCGACGUGGCCCUCGGCAGCACGCCGUGCAUGUUCAGCGCCUGCGGCCGCAUCGCCGCGUUGAGUGCGCCGUUCCCU